Nematostella vectensis (starlet sea anemone) is the source of this 2333-nucleotide messenger RNA. RefSeq names its product outer mitochondrial transmembrane helix translocase. Lineage: Eukaryota; Metazoa; Cnidaria; Anthozoa; Actiniaria; Edwardsiidae. Gene Ontology annotation, cellular component: mitochondrial outer membrane. The record is from RefSeq and is a predicted model, not a curated record. The coding region runs from base 99 to 1169 and encodes 356 amino acids. The transcript is spliced from 13 exons. Gene Ontology annotation, molecular function: ATP binding; ATP hydrolysis activity.
AGAAGAACUGCGGGCUCGAUCAGGUUUCUAUUCAAAUUUCAUCAUAGCACAAGAUGUCCAGUUUGUUUGCCGUAUUAUAUUUUGAUUUGAUUUGAAUAAUGUCAAAUACUAAGGCAAGAUACUUAUCGGCUGCUAUACAGGUUCUGUUAUUGGGAGCAUUCACAUAUUACGGCGUUAAAUGGCUAAUGGAGGCGAUGGAUCCAACACGAAAAAGUCGCAUGGCAGCACAAAAACAGGCUGAGCAGUUGUUAAAGCUAAUAGGUGCAGAUGGAGUACAGCUGAGUGAAUAUGAAUUGGCUAUUGCUGCAGAUCUGGUUGAUCCAUUGAGUCUACCAAUACAGUGGAGUCAUAUCGGGGGACUACAUGAGACUAUACAAGAUGUAAAGGAAACAAUCAUUCUGCCAAUACAGAAGAGCCACAUAUUUUCAAAAUCAAAACUGCUCAGCCCACCAAAAGGAGUUUUAUUGCAUGGUCCUCCAGGCUGUGGUAAAACAAUGAUUGCCAAGGCAACAGCCAAAGAAGCAGGUUGCAGAUUUCUGAACUUACAAGUAUCCUCUUUGACUGAUAAAUGGUACGGGGAAUCACAGAAACUUGCAGCUGCAGUUUUUUCACUGGCUUUAAAGCUUCAGCCCUGUAUUAUAUUUAUUGAUGAAAUUGAUUCAUUCUUGAGAGCAAGGGAUAAGAGUGAUCAUGAAGCCACUGCUAUGAUGAAAGCACAGUUUAUGAGUUUAUGGGAUGGGCUUGUAACAGAGCCUAACUGCCAGGUCAUUGUGAUGGGGGCCACAAACAGGCCGCAAGAUGUUGACAAAGCAAUUCUGCGACGCAUGCCAGCUGCCUUCCAUGUUGGCUUACCGGAUGAGAGACAAAGGGAAGAAAUACUACGGAUAAUCCUACAGAGUGAAAACGUUGAUGGUGAGGUGUUCCUGAAUCUAGACGAGUUGGCAGCUAUCACUUGUGGGUUUUCAGGCAGCGACUUGAGAGAAAUGUGUCGUACAGCUGCCAUGAACUGUGUAAGAGACUAUUUAAAAGAACGCCAGGAAUCGCGUGACGUCACUGAAUCUCAAGAGGACGAAGUGAUCGAUCACUCUUCUCUGAGGGCCAUCACCAUGGAGGAUUUAAACCAAGCAACUCUAAGAUUACAGCACAGCGCCAUGAUGAAAUCUGCGUGAUAGACCAAAAGUGUACCAUUGCCAGUCAGCCAUAAGAUUUGAGCACAGCGCCAUGAUGAAAUCUGCGUGAUAGUACCAAAAGUGUACCAUUUCCAUUCAGCCAUAAGGUUUGAGCACAGCGCCAUAAUGAAAUCUGCGUGAUAGUACCGAUAGCGUACCAUUACCAAUCAGCCAUAAGAUUUGAGCACACCGCCAUAAUGAAAUCUGCGUGAAAGUACCGAUUGCAUACCUAUACCAAUCAGCCAUAAGAUUUAAGCACAGCGCCACGAUGUGAUCUGCCUAAAGGAACCAACAUUGUACCAUUACCAGGAAUUGAUAAGACUCAAGGACAGCGCGAUGAUGAAUCUGCAUGAUGGUACCGACAUUGUACCAUUACCAAUCAGCCAUAAGAUUUGAGCAUAGCGCCCCGAUAAGAUCUGCCUAAAGAAACCAACAUUGAACCAUUACCUGGCAUUUUUAAGACUCAAGGACUGCGCCAUCCGAUAGUGUACCAUUACCAAUCAGCCAUAAGAUUUGAGCAUAGCGCCAUAAUGAAAUCUGUGUGAUAGUACCGCCAUUGUACCAUUACCAGUCAGCCAUAAGAUUUGAGCAUAGCGCCACAAUGAGAUCUGCCUAAAGGAACCAACAUUGUACCAUUACCAGGCAUUUAUGACUCAAGGACAACGCGAUGUUGAAAUCUGGCUGAUGGCACCAAUAGUCUACCUUUACCAGGCAUUUAUAAGACUCUGGCAUAACGCCAUGAAGAUCUGCCUAAAGGAACAGCAGGAAUACUCGCAAAAGCGGAUCUGUUUCCCUGAAUAGCCCUAUUUCUAGUUCCACUAUGACCGCUGGACUUACAGACUAAGGACGCAUAAAUACAGUGUAAGCCUCGACUUCAUGCACAUACCAGCGAGAAUCCUCUGGAACUUGGAAUAAAACAAUGCAAAAACCUGUGAAUACUUCAUGGUCUCGCUGGUAUUUGCCAUCGAUUCGAUUGAAACCGAGGCUUGCACUGUAUUUAUGCGUCCUCAGUGCCUAUGACCAGCAGGCACAGUGGAAUUCGAAACUGGACUAUUCAUUCGCAUAGAUGUCUAUGAAAUAAAACCUAAAUAGGGCUGGAGACUACGCAUAUUCUGUAACAGUUAUAACGCUAUACAAUAAAGUAUGUAACAGUUGCUAAAACAA